Molecule: messenger RNA, 1108 nt
Organism: Magnolia sinica
Lineage: Eukaryota; Viridiplantae; Streptophyta; Magnoliopsida; Magnoliales; Magnoliaceae
Exons: 2
Coding region: 543-980 (145 amino acids)
Source: RefSeq, a predicted model, not a curated record
UGAAAUUAGAACAAGGAGAUAUGACGGUGCGUCAAUAUGAUCCAAAGUUUACAGAGUUGGCACGAUUUACGACAUUUCUCAUACCGGAUGAGCUUCGUAAAGGGUAGAAGUUUGUUGAGGGACUGAAACCUUUUAUUCAUACUCGACUGGCGCCAUUUCUUAUUAAAAUGUAUACAGAAGCAUUGGAACGCCCUAACGCAAUAGAAAAAGACUUUGAUGAGCAUUGGAAGAACCGUGAGCCGAGGAAGGACAUGAGGAGUGGAGCCAGGACCACGCCCCAUUCAUCUCUCACACAACAUGAAGUAACUAAGCGGCAGAAGAUGAUGCCAACAUCAGUACCCAGUCAUGCUACUAUGCAACUUUCAACGCAAUUCACUGAGACUUGCCAUAACUGUGGAAAGGUGGGUCAUCCUGCCCGCCAUUGUCUUCUACCACCUCGUCAUCAAUAUCCAGGGAAUCAAGGACCACCAUGAUCGUUUUACAGGCCGCCUCUUCAUUAUGCACCGUCUACAUCAUAUCAACGACCUCCACCACCCCCUCAAAUGAUUCAGUCAACUGUGAGACCAGCACAACUUUAUCCUCAGAGGCCUGUACAGCUACAUCUACGAUACGAGCUGCCUGGACCCCCUCAAGCUUAUCCGAGACCACCUCAACAAUCGCGACAACAGGUCAAGCCUCCCCAAUAUCAACAACUGAGGCCAGAAAGUCAGGCGCCUCGACCUCAAGCUCAACGACAUGUUUACGCUCUAUCUUCAUUCACAAAUGAUCCAACCCAACUUCAGGAGUAUGAGGAUCCAAAUCGAAGCUAUGAUGAUCCAACGCCACCUCAAGAUGAUGCUGCACAAAUGUAUGAGACUACUGCUUCUGCUUAUGAGGACCCAGCACAACCUGCAGAUAUCACUCCUCAACAUGGUGCUGAAGCUACUAAUGAUGUGGUGGAAGGUUAUGAAUAUUUUGAAGAUGCAGGGUACUACUAUUAGUAGUGGAGCAUGGAAUGUGGUUAGAAGCACGUGGCAUGUCAUUCUACAUAGAAUAAAUUUUAUUUUAUUUUAGAACUCUGAGUGUAGUAAUGUUUGUGCUUGAUUUUCUUACUUCAAGUUAAGUUAAA